AGAGAAAAAGAGUUCAUAGACAUUGACAUGGAGAUCAAAAAGUCAUGGAAAUUAAUUUUCAUUUUAAUUUUAUACAUUACUCACCCUCUGCUCGGCUGUGAUGUCAGGUGGUUUGGAUCUGAUUGCCAGGAUAACUACCGCUGUAGUAACGAGUCCUGGUACAAGAGGGACUCUGUAGUGUCACACUGUGAAGACGACAGGAAACUCGAAGCGAGAGCUCUGAGCCGUUUUCCCCAUGAAGUCAUACGCAAUGAGAGCGAAGAGAGCCUGAAUAUGAGCCAGACAAACUUCACCAAAAACUUAAAUACGUGCCCGGUUAAGGAAAGCGUCGAGUUGAUGUGUUUUAGUAACAUCACUAAUCGCUGCGAAAUCGGAUGGUUUGAACCUCAGUGUCAGGAUAAGUGCAGCAGUAGAAACGACUCGAUUGUUUCGUUCGUGAACGAGGCUAAACCUAUGGACAGCAGCAGAGACGGUAAGAGCACUGUGAGGAGUUGCCCCCGUGACUUUUGA
Molecule: messenger RNA, 510 nt
Organism: Physella acuta
Lineage: Eukaryota; Metazoa; Mollusca; Gastropoda; Physidae
Source: RefSeq, a predicted model, not a curated record